Molecule: messenger RNA, 2491 nt
Organism: Pectinophora gossypiella (pink bollworm)
Lineage: Eukaryota; Metazoa; Arthropoda; Insecta; Lepidoptera; Gelechiidae
Product: diphthine methyltransferase
Exons: 6
Coding region: 509-1732 (407 amino acids)
Molecular function (GO): protein binding
Source: RefSeq, a predicted model, not a curated record
UAAUUAUAUCACUACGAGUCCGUAAGAAGCAUAGGUAAGAAGAAACAGAAAUGGCUGAUCCGAUAUCUAUAGGCAACUCUACUGUCUAUCCAUCACUCAGAACAAUAACUAACUGAGGUCCAUCACAAGGACCAAAUCAUUCUCGGACUCGUUUCGGAUAAGAAUCGGAUGCGAUGUAGAGUGCAAACACGAUUGUUCGGAUAUGGGAUUGACGCUCUAGCUAGGGAUUGAUGUUUUCAUGGCCGACUAAUGGACCUCAAAGGCAAUGGACGGAAAUAAAAAAAAAAAACAUUUUGUCUUGUAGUCUGUCUGUCAGUGUGGUAAUUUGUGAAGUUGUUUGUUAUUACAGUAAAAUAGAAAAUACGUGUUUUAUUUAGCAAAACCCUGUACAAUCACAGAAAACAUAACACAUUCCAGUGAUUUUUGUUGUGACCGCUAAUAAGUAUAAUUUCGGAAGACAAAUUACGUCCUCUCGUUGUCUUGGAGUCUGAAGGCGCUGGGAUUAGAUAUGGAAGCUAUGGACAUCCAGGCUGUAGAGUCGAAACUGAGCGAUGUGACGGUGACUGCGAUACCCAUGAGCGGGAAGAACGUGCACAAGGAUUUAGGUCAAGGUGGGAACAGCCACGCGACUAUAUCGACGGUGCCCGCUUCAUCGCCGUCUUCCGUCGGUAAAGAUAAGGACGGCACCUCCAAUGUGAUGGCGGUAUCAUGGUCGACGAAGUGGUGGUGGAACACGGGGUUCAGUGCUGACUCAGUGGAAUGGUGUCCCGUGGAGGGAUACCGACGUGUGCUGGUCUGCGGCACUUACCAGCUCGAUAAGAACGACGCAGAACAAGCAACGAAGCAGAAGCGCCUAGGAAGAAUCUACCUCUUCACCAUAGACGACACCACCACAGACUUGUUUCCCGUACAGACCAUUGAUACAUCAGGAGUCCUGGACCAAAAAUGGUGCUACCACACGAUACAAAACCACCCAGUUCUAGGCGUCGUGACUUCUGAAGGCAGUCUGCAACUUUACCGUUUGGUCGACAACCAAGGUUUUUUGAAUUUAGAACUAUGGAUUGACUAUUCUAUUGGUCAAGAUGUCUUGGCUCUGUCUCUGGAUUGGUCGACGAAUAAAACUGAAUCUGAACACAGAAUAGUGGUUAGUGAUUCUUUGGGUAAUGUGACCGUUUUUAAAGUGGGUGAUGGAGGUGUAGAGAAGUUAGGAAUGUGGAAGAGUCAUGGCUUUGAAGCGUGGAUCGGUGCGUUUAACUACUGGAAUGGCGAUGUGUUUUACUCAGGGGGUGAUGACUGCGUAUUCAAGAGCUACGACACGCGAGUUCCCGAGACAGCUGUUAUGUCCAACAGGAGCCACGAGGCGGGGGUCACGUCAGUUAGGAGUCAUGUUGAUGUCGAGCACCAGCUGCUUACUGGGAGCUAUGACGACAGAAUCCGUCUUUGGGACGCGAGGUCUCUAAAACGUUGCAUCACGGAAACUAAUGUCAACGGUGGAGUAUGGCGUUUGAAGUGGCAUCCCUACCACAGUAGCAUCAUCUUAGCUGCCUGUAUGUAUGGGGGCUUCCGAACGUUGAACCUAGAUGGAGAAUUGAGGGUAGUUAAUGAGUAUAUGGAACAUGAGAGUAUUGCAUAUGGAGCCGAUUGGAGGUUUGAUAAACAGCUCCCUCUGGUGGCAACAUGCUCGUUCUAUGAUUGCAAACUGCAUGUUAGCUCUUAUGAAAUUGUUUUGUAGAUAUUAUUAAGUUUGAAAAAUAUCUUUGAGAAAUGCAUAUUACAUAAUGUUGUUUUAAAUAAAGAAUUUCUAUAUUAGGAAUGUUUUUUUUUUUUUGUAUUAAAUUCGAAAUAGAUUUGUUCGAAACUUAAAAGUAAAAAUAGACCAUAGAGCAACACGGACCUCCAAUAGACUUGUGACAAGUUUGGCAUACUUGUCGCCUUGCCAUUCAAGAAAAAAAAAUACUUGUCGCCUUAUGACAAUCCCAUACAUUUUACUGGUUACUUACACUUUGUACAGUAAAUUAUACAGGGUAUUAGUGACACCGUACCGAAUACCUACUGAAGUUCAACUCAUGAUUCUGAGUUAAUAUCAAGUGGAAUUUUGAAGAUUAAUAAAACAGAAACAUAUUAAUUUUCCGACAGGAAAUUCCACUUGAUCUCAAAAUCAUGAGGUGAAUCAUCUCAAUUAGUAUUCGGUACAGGGUGUUACUAACACCCUGUAUUCUUCUCUAUUUUUACUCUGUCGGUUUUUGUAAUGCAACUUAGCUAAGACCAUUGACGUAUAAUAUAUGUUACCAGUGAUCCAAUAAAACGUCCCAAUGUCAUUUUAAACAUGUUGUAUUUCAAUUUGCUUAUAAUGUCAUGAUAAAUAUAAUUUAUAACAAUUACAUACUUAAUAAAGUAAUCAUUUGCCGUAAGUGAAUAAAAAAAUCUUACACCAUUUACAAGGCUUUGGGAUGUUCUGUGUGAUCGUCAAAAUGUUAUUUUAGAUUAAAAG